Salvia splendens (bonfire salvia) is the source of this 474-nucleotide messenger RNA. Its product is annotated as protein CANDIDATE G-PROTEIN COUPLED RECEPTOR 7-like. Lineage: Eukaryota; Viridiplantae; Streptophyta; Magnoliopsida; Lamiales; Lamiaceae. The record is from RefSeq and is a predicted model, not a curated record. The coding region runs from base 1 to 474 and encodes 157 amino acids. Gene Ontology annotation, cellular component: membrane; Golgi apparatus. The transcript has a single exon. Gene Ontology annotation, biological process: transport.
AUGUCUCUCCCGCUCCUCUUUCUCCUUACCCUCCUCGCCUCCGCCUCCCUCUCCGUCGCCGAGAUCCGCUCCACUCAGAUCCGAUCCAACGCCCGCCCCUUAAUCCUCCUCGACAAGUUCGGCUUCACCCACGACGGCCAGCUCGAGCUCAACGUCUCCCACCUCUCCCUCUCCAGAUCCACCCCCGACUCGCUGGAGCUCUCCAAGGUCGGAUUAUUCCUCUGCACCAUCGACGCCUGGGUGCACGUGCUCCAGCAAAUCGAGGAUGCGCAGAUCAAUUGCGUCCUCAGAUCUGACGCCAUCAAGCGCGGCUUCACCUUCGAUCAACUCUUCUCCCCCUCCAUCGCCGCCUACAAUUUCUCUUACGCUGAGUCCUCCGCCGAUCAGUACACGCUCAUCUUCGCCAACUGCCUCCCGCAGCUCAAGGUCUCCAUGAACGUCCGCUCCGAGAUGUACAAUUUGGAAGGGGGCUGA